Myxozyma melibiosi is the source of this 2243-nucleotide messenger RNA. Its product is annotated as P-loop containing nucleoside triphosphate hydrolase protein. The transcript has 4 exons. The coding region runs from base 128 to 1903 and encodes 591 amino acids. Lineage: Eukaryota; Fungi; Ascomycota; Lipomycetes; Lipomycetales; Lipomycetaceae. Gene Ontology annotation, molecular function: ATP binding; ATP hydrolysis activity. The record is from RefSeq and is a predicted model, not a curated record. Gene Ontology annotation, cellular component: mitochondrial matrix.
CGUCAUCUUGACGAUACCCCGAAGUCUGGCCCCAAUCGCCAGUUUGAGCAGUUUGAGCAGAUCUCGUGAAGUUGCGCGAGAAGUCUACAGCAGACUACUACUCAGACAGACAGACAGUUGCAACAGCAUGCAGCUCGCAACAGCCAGGCGGCUCUCACUGCGCGCGCCGGCGUCACUAUCAGCAGUCACCGCGACGCACGCGCAUCGCCAGCGAUCUACUCGCCCACACACAUCCCUCUCGCUCGACGAGCAAUGCAGCAGGCCCCUCAGGCUGUAUUCCACGCGCGAUCGCUCUGGUGAGGGUUUUUCCAACACGUACUCGCCCGGCGGCAAUCCCAGCGGCCCGCUAUUUAACCGCCCGCCAUCACCAAACGCAAGCGGAUCGAUCUCGUCGCCGCCGUACGCGCCAUACUCGGCGCUCGACGACGGGCUUGGAGAGCGCGGUUCUGCGGGCGGAGGAGGAGGCGCGAGCGGGCGUGGUGCGUACGGUGGAGGCAGGUUUAGCUCGAUUAAAGGAGGCUCGGUGCUCAGUCCGCGCGCGAUCAAGAAGCAUUUGGACGAUUAUGUGAUUGGGCAGGAUCGAGCAAAGACGGUGAUUUCGGUCGCGGUGUUUAAUCAUUAUCUGAGGGCGCAGAGUAUCGAGGACCGGAGGAUGAGGAUCAGGAAAGAGUUCGAUAGUCGGCUGCGCAGGGACGCGGCGCCGUUUCAGCAUCCUUUGUUCACGGAGGAACGCGAUGCGAUGAUGCGUGAGUCUUCUGCGGAUGACGAGUCUGAGCCAACGCUGGAGAAAACAAAUGUGCUGCUGCUCGGCCCGACUGGUAGUGGCAAGACCCUGCUGAUGCAGUCAGUGGCCAAGAGCCUCGACGUGCCGUUUGCUAUGGUCGACUGCACGGCGCUGACGCAGGCAGGUUAUAUCGGCGAUGACGCUGAUAUCUGUAUUCAGCGAUUAAUGGCCAAUUGCGACUACGACGUCGAGAAAGCUGAAUUCGGGAUAGUAGUCCUUGACGAAUGCGAUAAGCUAGCAAAGCCAGCGCGCCAGGGUGUGUUUGCGACAAAAGACAUUGCCGGCGAAGGAGUGCAGCAGGCGCUGUUGCAGAUGCUGGAAGGCUCAAACAUCACAGUCAAGCGGUCCACGGGGAACAUGUCGCAGGGGAAGGAGACGUUUGUGGUAAAUACGACGAAUAUUCUAUUUGUCUUGUCUGGUGCUUUUGUGGGGUUGGAUGAGAUCAUUGGGGAACGAAUUGGCAAGAAACAGUCGCUGGGCUUUCGUACUCCCGGAGCCGACUUGCAGCCACCGAAAUCGACAGACGAAAUUGCGAAAGAUAAAGCGACGAUCUUGAACCACGUCCAGACCGAAGACCUCACGAGAUUUGGAAUGAUCCCGGAGUUGAUUGGCCGAAUCCCCCUUGUCUCGCCCCUCCUCCCCCUGUCAGAAUCAGACAUGAUUCGAAUAAUCACCGAGCCCAAAAACGCGAUCCUCAAACAGUACGAGCAUUCGUUCCGCAUGUUUGGCGUCGAGCUCAAGUUCACCACGCCGGCGAUGCAAGCGCUCGCGCGCCUCGCGCUCAAGCAGGGCACGGGUGCGCGCGGUCUCAAAUCGAUAAUGGCGCGUCUGCUGCUGAACGUAAACUACGAGCUUCCCGAGUCGUCGAUCAAGUACGUGCUCGUGACGGAAGCCGUGGUCGAGAGCUUUGCGAGCUCGGGAAAUAACGAGGGUAGCGUGAAGCCGCUUUAUUUCUCGAGAGGCGAGCAGUACCGGUUCAUCAACGAGCUCACGAGCGAGAAUGAACGCAGCGCGAAGGUGAGCGAGAUGACGGAUGCGGAGGCGGGCGAGAGUGGUGAGGAGAUGUUUAUUGAGCAUCAGGAUGAAUCUGGAAUGCGUCGCGUAGGAUUCGUUGAGUAGCCUCUUCUUCUCUAUCUUUUUUUGUUAUUCUUUCGUGCGUUCUGGUUUUGGAUGAUAUGGGAGUUGGAGAAGGAGGAGCAUCAACGAAUGGCGUUGACCAAUAUUUAAGACAACGGUCUUCUGAACAGAUUUGUUUCUCUUGUAUUUGUUUGUUCUUGUAGUCUGUUUUGCUAGUCUAUGCUUUGUUUGUUUGCUGCUGUCUGCUUUUAUUUGAUUAACGGUUGGUUAUCGGUUUCUAAUACACAUGGUGACAAGGACACGGUUCUCUCUUUUUACUCUCGCUUCUCAUUUAUAUUUAUUUGUUUCACAUCACGUUAAUGAAAUUACUUGCAUUACUUUU